Molecule: messenger RNA, 1698 nt
Organism: Cucurbita maxima (winter squash)
Lineage: Eukaryota; Viridiplantae; Streptophyta; Magnoliopsida; Cucurbitales; Cucurbitaceae
Product: serine--tRNA ligase
Exons: 9
Coding region: 118-1464 (448 amino acids)
Biological process (GO): seryl-tRNA aminoacylation
Cellular component (GO): cytosol
Molecular function (GO): tRNA binding; ATP binding; serine-tRNA ligase activity
Source: RefSeq, a predicted model, not a curated record
GUUUAGGGUUUUGCAGGUUAAAGCGUUUUCUCUGUCUCUCCCUCGCUCAAGAUUGCAGUUUUUGGAAUUUAUUCGUCGUGCUGUGGAAGGGGGAAUCUCAGAGGCGGAUAGUCAGAGAUGUUGGACAUCAAUUUGUUCAGGGAAGAGAAGGGCAACAAUCCUGAAAUCAUUCGCGAGUCUCAACGCCGCCGAUUUGCCAGCGUUGAACUCGUUGAUGAAGUAAUUAAGCUUGACAAGGAAUGGCGUCAACGCCAAUUUGAGCUUGAGAAUCUCAGGAAGGAGUUCAAUAAGAUUAACAAGCAAAUUGCUCAGCUCAGAAUAGCUGGUGAGGAUGCGUCGGAGAAGAUUAAAGACACUGAAGAAAACAAAAAGUUGUCUGCAGAGAAAGACGUUGAAGCUAAGGACGUGUUAAAACAGUUGAAUUCAAAAUUGGAAAUAAUUGGAAACCUUGUGCACGAUUCCGUUCCCGUCAGCAAUGAUGAGGCUAAUAAUGCUGUAAUCAGAUCGUGGGGUGAGAAACUGGUAAAACCAAAACUAAAGAAUCAUGUUGAUCUUGUUGAGCUUCUUGGAAUUGCAGAUAGCAAAAAAGGUUCUGAAAUAGCAGGUGGUAGAGGCUACUACCUCAAAGGAGAUGGUGUGCGUUUGAACCAAGCUUUGAUCAAUUAUGGCCUCGACUUUUUAGAGAAAAGGGGUUACACAGCAAUGCAGACUCCUUUCUUCAUGAGAAAAGAUAUCAUGGCUAGAUGUGCUCAACUAGCACAAUUUGAUGAAGAACUUUAUAAAGUUACUGGUGAGGGGGAUGAUAAGUAUCUAAUUGCCACUGCUGAACAACCAAUUUGUUCAUAUCAUCUUGAAGAUUGGAUUCAUCCUUCCCAGUUGCCUAUAAGAUAUGCUGGGUAUUCAACUUGCUUCCGCAAAGAAGCGGGUUCCCAUGGUCGAGAUACUCUUGGAAUUUUCCGAGUCCACCAAUUCGAGAAAAUAGAGCAAUUUUGUGUCACCAGCCCAAAUGGCAAUGAUUCGUGGGACAUGCAUGAAGAGAUGAUUAAGAAUUCUGAGGACUUCUACAAGACGUUAAAUCUCCCAUACCAAGUUGUGGCUAUAGUUUCUGGUGCAUUAAAUGAUGCGGCUGCCAAGAAAUACGAUCUGGAAGCAUGGUUUCCUGCAUCCCAUACUUACAGGGAGUUAGUAUCCUGUUCAAAUUGCACUGAUUAUCAGUCCAGAAGAUUAGAGACCCGAUUUGGUCAGAAAAAGAGCAACGAGCAGACAAAGCAAUAUGUGCACAUGCUGAAUUCCACGCUCACAGCAACAGAAAGGACUUUGUGCUGCAUUCUUGAGAACUACCAGAAAGAAGAUGGGGUGGAAAUACCAGAAGUUCUACAACCAUUUAUGGGUGGAAAAACUUUUAUGCCCUUCAAGGCGAAACCAACAACAAGCGAUGCCAAAGGGAAGAAAUCGAAGGCCUGAUUGCAUAAUUUUCUUCUCUCCCAUUUGAUUUAUAAAAUUUCUGACUCAAGGAAAGGAUAUAUUACUCACAGUAUUGUUGGAACUUCAAAUUAUCUUUUUGGUGGGUAUGAAGUUAUCACGACACUAGUAACAGAUGGCUGUUCUUAUUUAUAUGCUUCAAUUGUGGGUACUCUCUCUAUAAAAGAGUUAGAUUGAAUUUUCUGAUUUAGAGAAGCUUGGCAUUCGUUUCUGAGA